UUUGUCGACAUUGGCUCGUUCUGUAACCGUCGCUGAAUUUAAAAGUUUAAACGGGCGCGCGGCUGCUGCUGGUUGUUGGGUUUGUCAGCGAUUCUCCGGUUUGAAGCUGGAGGAAGCUUGUGUGCUCUCAAGAGUCUGCUCAGUGAAUAGAUAAGAUUAAAAACACAUCAGGGCGUGGAGUGCUCAAGACAACUGAGAUAUUUGCGACUGCUGAUGAUCCAAGACAUUGAUUAAACAACUUUUAGUCUUGGGUCAAACCUUUUUAAGUGACAUCAUGGCUUUGAGAACAGCAAUCACAAUGGCAGACACUGAUAACAUGCUGAAAUUGUUUGGUGAAAAACUCCAUAUUGUUAUUGAAGAUUUCAAAGAAAAUACCAUAUGGCUGAAAGAAAUCCAAGAGGAAGCCAAAAAGAUGUUCAUCAGUGACUUUACUGCGGAACCUGAGCUGAUGCCAAAAACACCUUCAGAAAGAAAGCGGCGUAGGAGACGACCAUCUGUGGCCCAGGAUUCCACUAAGAGACUUUCUAGAAGCAGAAGAAAUUUGAGGCGCUCUUCAACUCAAAGGGCAAAGCUCAGAAGUAGGGUUGUUGAGGAAGAUAACAGUGGCUACAAUAAGAUAGUUGAAGAGCCAGAACCGCCUGUACGUCAAACACGGUCAACGACACGUGCAUUAGCAACUGCCAAUCUUGAAACUGAGAAAAAUGAGCUUGCGGUUGUCCCAGUUAAUGGUAGAGUGCCACUUGUUGUCUUGUCACUAAAUGACUGUAAAAGUGUUGAGUUUCACCAAAAAGGUGAAGUUGUUGACUUAACCAAAACUCUGUCGACUUCUUCUGAAGAUGUGCAAAAGGAAUUUGAAAGACAACCACCUCCUAGUGCACCUGUUUUGGAAACCAUAUCUGCUGCUACUUCAGUGAUCCCCAGGAGCCCAAAUCGAGCAGCCACUAAGAUGAAAAUAGCAGGUGCAGUAACUGCUAAAGAAAAUAGCGUAAAUGAGUGUUUAGCUGAUCAGGAAUUAAAUAAUUCUAUGAAGUCAUCAGCAGCUACUGAAAACUCCAUCACUGAAGAUGAAAACCAGUCUAGUCAUAAGGCUGUUCGUAGAUCAGUGCGGAAAAGCACCACCAAUCACCGGUCCAGCUGUCAUAGCUUAAUGGAUAAAUAUUCAUUGAAUAUUCAACGGACUGUCAUGGUACAAGAAUCGAUGAGGAAAUCCUUGCGUAAAUCUAUGGCCAAGAGGAGGGAUAUUCGAGAAUCCUCUGCUUCCAGCUCUCACAUCAAUAAUGACAAUAUGGAUGAGAGAAUGCGAGUUGAUGAAUGUUCUGGUGCUCCACUUAAAACUGAAGAGCGAAAGGAAGAUGAGCAAUCAGCCACUAAGGUUCCUGAAAAUCAAGAACGUAGAUGCACACGAAGUGUAAUGAAAACUGCCAUGAACAGUCAAGAGAAGGAAGUGUCAGCUAAUGUAGAAACAUGUAGAGCUUCAAAAGUUCAGAAAGGUUAUCUUAUCACAGAGCGCGGUGAUUCUGAUGAACCAGUUUUUCUUGAUGGCCAGAAUGUUGAACGGAAACGUAGUUACAAGCGUGCAGUGGCAAAUGUGUGUAAUUACAAUGAAGAAUUAGAAACUGAUGGCUUUCCACAAAGAAAGAAGACCCCUUCACCAGACCUUGCAGCCAGCAAAGUGGUUCGACCAAAGCACAAAAGCUUCCUCCAUGCAGUUCAAAAGAAUCAAUUGUUGAUGACCCCAGUGUCUGUUGGCCGCACAGUAGUUAAGUCCUUCAUUAAACGCAACACUCCAAUGAAAGUUGAUCCCAAGGAACAAGAGAAAGCUCGUCUGGCAAAUCUAAAGAAGAAACGAGAGCAAGAGGAAGAAAGGAUACAAAAGGUGGAGGAAGAGAAGAAACGCAAAAUGGAAGAGUUUAAAAAGAAACGGGAAAUGCAAGUAAAGCGUGUUUUGGAAACUCGUUCCAGAGUUCAACAACAAGAGGAAGAAAAGAUCAAGAAAAUUGAGCAGAAGUUUGCUCAAAUUAAUGAGAAGAAUGCAAAGAUUCGUAAGGAAAGGUUUGCUGAAGAGAAAGCAAAAAGUAAGGUCGCUGCCAAGAGGAUGGAGGAAGCAGAAGCUCGAAGGCGGCAAGAAGAGGAAGCCCGAAAUAAGAAACUGCAACAGCUGGAGGAAGAACGCAGAGAGCUGCAGCAGCGUAAGAAGGAGGAAGAACUGGAGAGGCAACGUAAAAUGGCAGAAGCUAGAAAGCUUCAAGAACAACGGCAAGCUGAGUUGGAAAGAGAACGAUUGCAUGAGCUGCAGCUGGCUGCAGAUAGAGAGCGGGAACGAAAAAAGGAAGAGGAGAGCAUUCGGGCGGAGAAAGAACGUGAACGACUGGAGAAAGAAAAGGCCCUUCAAUUACAGCGGGAGAUGGAGCGAACAGCACGGGAGGAUGCUGCACUCCAGGCUCAACGAGAAAAGGAAAAGCUUCGCCAAGAAGUGCAGGAGAAAGAGAGAAAAUGGGAAGAGCAGCGUUUAGAAAAAGAGAGAAUUAGAAAAGAGCAGGAAAGACUGGAGUCUGAGCAACAAGAAAAAGAGAAGAAACUUCGUGAAGCUGAAGAGAGAAAAUGGAAGGAAGAGCAAGACCAGAAAGCAGAGAAGGUCACCAGUAAAAAUAUGUUGAAUGUGACUGUGGAAGUGCAUCACUCUCCAGCCCCAGAAUCAUAUGCCAUGACUCCCAAUAACUAUUCAAAAUUCAAGAUGCCAAAAGUAACUUUAGACAACUAUGGAAUGGAUCUGAACAGUGAUGAUUCUACAGAUGAUGAGGGAGCACCACGUAAACCGAUCCCUGCUUGGGCUGAUGGUAAACAAUUGCAGCAAGCCCUUAUAAAGCAGUAUUACCACCCAUUUGAUGUGGACAAAUUCUUUGGUGUCAUUCAACCUCCUGAUCUUAGGAGCAUCUUUGGCAAAAUCAAGCCACGUUACCUGAAACGGACCAGUUCUGCAGUGUGGCAUUCACCACCAGUAUCAAGCAGCAUUAGGAAUGUACCUUAUGGCCUUCUGAAAUACUGACUGUCCCUCUAUCUUAGAGUGGUAUUCCAACUAUUGUACAGUGUGAAUCUGUCUUCUGCUCUAUACCUUAUUCAUUGACAACUUGAUGUUGUGACUUUGCUAGCUCUCUCUCCCUUUUGUUUGUAUAUACUUUAGUACAUAAAAACUUCAAAUGGAAAACUGGUCAACUGUUUCUCAGGAGCCUUUUUUAAGUUUGGGUUUGCUUUGAGGUUUUUACCUUGUAAUAUUAAGGAUAUCUAUUUGGGUAGUUUUAAUUAGACUUCACUUUUGAAUCUCUUACUUUGGGCGAAUAUUUAAAUCCAGUGCUGCCUGAUGGGAUAAAGUUUCUGUCUGACUGUUGAGAGGCCUCGGAGUUUGAAAAUUAGUUUUGAAAUUUGAAAUUUCUAAUUAGUUUUGGCUUGUAAUUGGCACAGGAAAGGGGACAAAUAGUCAAUGUCUAACAGGUGGUUUUAGUUAGCAAGCUCAAUAGUUGAUGUGGGGAAACAGGAUGGAGGGGCAUCUUGGUAAGAUUUUUUUUUUAAAACUUUGAUCCAGCCAUGACUAAGACAUUAGGAUGUUUGACAGUUUACCUGACCUGAGACCGAAGUGCCUGAAAUGAGCUAAGUUCUAGUCCGUAUCUUGAACACAGAGAGGAAAUCCAGCAUUUCCAUUGUAGACAUUUUGUUUGAUUUCUUGGAUUAUUGUAGGGACUCCCUAUUGCUUAAAAGGAGCAUUAAUCCUAGUACUGCUUUUUAAAAAGAAAUACUUGGAAGCUUCUGAUUGCAAAUUUCAAAAGGUUGGAAAGAAACCACAAAUCUAAAAGACAGUUGUCCAGUUACUUGUCUGUGCUGACUGACAUUUUAGUGUCUAAAUCAGCUUCAUUGUCUCAAUGUUUGAAUUCGACUGACUUUUCUUGUUGCCUUGCAUAUGUCCAUGGGGAGGUCUGAGGACAAGAAUAGGCUUGCUUGUGUUUUUCGUCUCUACAACAAGAAAUAAAUGCUACUUAAAAUCUGGUGCAGGAUCAUCAUUUGGAUAAGAUAUCUAAACACCCAUGGAACUGUAUCCUGAAAAUUCUUUUAAGAGAAUGUUAGCAAUAAAAUGUCUGUCAACUGUUAAAUGUUAAUGCUGUCCUUACUGUUGCCAAGAGGUUUGAACUUUGGGUUCACUUUGACUUCAAGUACGAUAAAAGUCUAAACUGUCAGUAUCUCUUGUGCGAUGAAUCUCUGUCUGACAAGCAUCAUUAAAUGAUUUGACCUAUA
Messenger RNA from Chiloscyllium plagiosum (whitespotted bambooshark), 4284 nucleotides. RefSeq names its product inner centromere protein-like. Gene Ontology annotation, biological process: mitotic cytokinesis; meiotic spindle midzone assembly; metaphase chromosome alignment. Gene Ontology annotation, cellular component: meiotic spindle midzone; nucleus; kinetochore. Lineage: Eukaryota; Metazoa; Chordata; Chondrichthyes; Orectolobiformes; Hemiscylliidae. The record is from RefSeq and is a predicted model, not a curated record.